Rana temporaria (common frog) is the source of this 2614-nucleotide messenger RNA. Its product is annotated as putative nuclease HARBI1. The transcript is spliced from 2 exons. The record is from RefSeq and is a predicted model, not a curated record. NCBI's taxonomy places the organism in Eukaryota, Metazoa, Chordata, Amphibia, Anura, Ranidae. Bases 398 to 1477 code for a protein of 359 amino acids.
AAUAGACAUACAAAGGGGUCAAUUCACAAAGCUUUUUUUGCCGAUACCGGUCGUUAUGUAAACGAUUUCACACGUUAUUGAAGCAAGUCCAAUUCACUAAACGAUUUAACGCUUGUAAAAAUCAUCAAAUAACGUUUCACUACACGGAACCGAUAUUUUUAGUUUUGAGUCGUUAUUGAACGUAUUGAUCGUUGUUUUAACGACUCAAAUCGUUAAAUAUGUACAGAAGUGCAAUUCACAAAGGUUUUUUAGACAGUUAACGAUCGCUAAGCAAUCGUUAAAUAAGCACCUCCCUGAGGGUGGCGUUAUGACAUUUCCCAGGCGAUAUUUCAUUUGUUGAGAGGAAUUUUUUGGCGGUUCAGGCUUGUAGUCAAUUUUGUUAGGAGUUUUGUGCAAGAUGGAACCAUUUGGAUGUGCUCUAUUUGAACUGAAACUGAUCCAGAGGCGAAGAAGGACACGUCAGAAUGUCGUUCAGAUAGAGAAACGUGUAUUCCGUUCACGUACCUUUUUGGAUCAAUUUACUGAAACCCAGGUGAUAGCCAAAUUCAGAUUAUCCUCUCCCAUGAUACAUUCCCUGUAUGAUGAAAUACACUUGGCCCUAGAAACACGCACGCGGAGAAGUAAUGCAGUACCAGGUCUUGUGCGUUUUUUGGCAGUACUUCAUUUUUUAGGAAAGGCCUCAUACCAACAUGUCAGUGGUGAGAUUGUUGGCAUCUCACAACCCAGUUUUUCCCGCUGCUUGGUGGAGGUCCUGCAAGCACUGCGACAACUUGCUCCAAAAUACAUACACAUGGGCAAGUCACGUGAAGAGCGGGAUCAAAUUAAACGUGGUUUUUUUGACCUAGCAGGAAUGCCCAAUGUCAUUGGGGCAAUAGACUGCACCCAUGUGCCAUUAUGUCCCCCAUCAGAACAGGAGCACAUCUACCGAAACCGUAAGGCUUACCAUUCACUCAACAUCCAGGUGAUCUGUGAUUCAAACCUCAUAAUCCGUGAUGUUGUCACCGGCUUUCCAGGAUCCUGUCAUGAUGCCCAUAUAUUGCGCCAAUCGGGAAUAUAUGAUACUCUGGACAAGGACUUAGAAAAUAAUGGAUGGCUGCUGGGAGAUGCUGGUUACCCCUGUCUACCAUGGCUCUUAACACCUAUCAACAGGCCAUCCUCUCCUGCAGAAGCAGCUUACAAUGUUGCUCAUACCAAAACACGAGUGGUUAUCGAAAGAUGCUUUGGUGUCCUAAAGAGCCGUUUCCGUUGCAUGUCCUUGUCUGGUGGAUUCCUUCAGUAUUCCCCCAGUAAGGUAGCUGAUAUGUUCCUAGCAUGCAGCAUUCUCCAUAACAUUGCAAGGCAUGGAGGACUACAAGAGGAACUAGACACCACAGUGGAGGAUGACAUGCCCACAAUUCCAGUGGAAAAUGAUCACAGGGGAAAUGCAGCAAGAAGUAAACUGAUUACAAACUAUUUUUCAGGUAAUAAACCACCGUAACAUGUUUUUAAUUUUCCAAACAUCAUCAGAAAUGAUCACAAACUUGCAUUAUUAAGUUGAAGAGACAGACAUGCUGUAAAAUGAAUUAUUUGGGCUGAUCUUGUUUAUCAAUGUCAAAUCUUAACCAAUGAUGUUUUUUUUAUGAUUUCAGGUUAACCCAACUAUAAAAACUUUGGAGAAAUAACAUAAAAUUAAGACAGGAGUACAAAAAUUGCCAAAAAAUGAAUCUUUAUUUUGUUUUUGUAUUUUUACUUUGUUUUACUUCUUUUGCAUUUAUUUUUUAUCUUGUAAAACAUUCAACAUUAACAGUUUCAAACAUAUAAAAUAAAAGUUUCACUUAAAAGUCUUCUACAAAACAAAAGUGUGUUUGAAUUCUUUAUUGCAACAAGUGUAAGUGUGGGUUAUACACGCAAAAAUUCUGUUCAUCUGCUAAUAAGUACCAACAUUUUUUUGACAUUAGUGAGAAGCAAUAAAAUAGAAGACCGAACUGUGUGCCAAAGACAGUUGAAAUGCUGCAGUUGCCUGAAACCUGUCCUUGCCAGAAAGAUGGUGAAUGAAAUGAGUGCUGUUAACUGCGCUGUGUGGGAGAGGGGAGAAAUGAAAUAAAACUAAAAUAAAUACCACCAAUUGGCGUAAUGGCAGAUGGCUAUAGCCAACCUAAGGUAAGGAGAGUAAGUGACCUGUAAAGAAGCCGUUGAUAUGCAAACCAAUAAAUAACACAAUAAUUGAAUCAUAAUAUUAUAUUUUUGGUGUGAUUUAUUGUUUUGUAUAUCAUCACCUUCAUCACUGGUCACUUAACUCUACCUUUGGUUGCCUAUAGUCAUCUACCAUUACCCCAAAUGUUAUAUAUAUUUUAAUUUCUCCUCUCCACCCCACACCGCAGUUACCAUCACUCAUUUCAUUACUGAGAAACAAUGCACGUUAGUUAAAAUGUUAACUACUCCAGGCAGGGCAUUUGAAAGAUGGAAAAGCGGUCGUCUACAACUUGCAGAAACAUUUUUAACCUCAUUAGUCAGGAAAUGAUACCUACAUUCCAUACCAAUAACAUGUGGUUUCAAAAGUAACAGAAAAUCAAAUUACAGCCAACACAACAUCAAAAAUAUAUGGUUGGGCAAGAUGGAGUAUGGAACCAUUUGG